Messenger RNA from Acaromyces ingoldii, 2522 nucleotides. RefSeq lists its product as hypothetical. The record is from RefSeq and is a predicted model, not a curated record. Lineage: Eukaryota; Fungi; Basidiomycota; Exobasidiomycetes; Exobasidiales; Cryptobasidiaceae. Bases 216 to 2294 code for a protein of 692 amino acids. The transcript has a single exon.
GUUCUAACCGUCCAUUUUUGGAUGGAUGGAUCCCUUUGUGUGAGUGCAUAACGGGGCCCGUACACGCUGCCUCGCGCUGCUGGCCAUCGUCAAACGCAGAACGAGCGAACAAACAAAGGACCGAUCGAACAGAUCUCCAGACGGGCGCAGCGAGCAGACGUGCAUAUUGUUCCGGGGAAAGGAGGGCGGACCUGUUUGAAGAGGAGGAGGCCGACAUGACACAGCAAAGUGUUCCAUUCCCUGGCGCGCCUGAAAUAGGCACAGCCUCGGCAGCAGCAGCAGCAGCAGCAGCAGCAGCAGCAGCAGCAGCAGGCCUGGCUGGCGAAAGGAAGCCGACGCGCACGAUUGCGAUCCUUGCGCGCUCGGCAUCCAAGACGCACCGGCUGGCCAUCCAGUCCAAGAUCACGUCCAACGGCUUCUCGAUUCUCAGUGAGCGCCUCGAGGAGUGGACCCUCGACGACCAGGACUUCCUCCACGAGUUUCUUCGUGAUGAGGCUGCCGACGACGACGUGGCUGACAACGAGGCGCCCGGCGCGGCAGAGGCAAACGAGGCGGCCAUGGCACGGUGGAUCAAGAGGCUCACCGUCGGGCCCAUCUACGUCAUGGUUCUCGAGAGGAACCGGGCCGCGGAGCUGUGGAGGGACAUGAUGGGCCCCGACUACGACGAAGACGAUGACGCGGCGGUCCAUUCGCAGGCUGCGCAGCCGACGCUCGACAGCGAUGGCCUGCCCAUUGCCAAGACUGGCUUGCGCGCCCAGUACGGUGCAGGCGCCCUCUACGGCUCUCCACCGCGGUCCGCGGAGCGUCAGCUGGCCAUCUGUUUCCCAGAGCUGGCCUCGUCUGAAGCGCUGGACGCCCUCCAUGCAGAAGCGAGCAUGAUGGCCGACGAGCAGCGCACCGCCGAUCGACCGGGCUCCGUGGCUGCCGUUGGCCGCGAUGGCAGCUUUGUCGUCCGCGAGGACGAGGACAUUGUCUACGACGAGGCAGGCCAGGCGUUCGAUGCCCACAACGGCGAGCCUCUGGAGCUCCAGUCGGAGAUCGUCAUUGACCGGUCCAACGACACCGAUGCCAGUGUCCAGGCGAAGCUUGCGGCCAUGUCGCUCACGGCGACAGGGGCGGAAGCAGGCGGCAACAAGGUCUUCCGGGCACGGCCCCUGCCUGCGUCGACGAUGAAGGCCUCGGCGCAGCCCCGUCUCUCGCGCGCUGCUGCCCUGAGAAUGGGCAUCAAGCUACCGGAUCCGCCAAAGCGGACACCGAGCACCGAUGCGGCGAGUCAGGAUGCUGCAGCCAACGUCGGCAUCAGCGGCCUGCCCCGCACCGACGUCAAGCUUCCCCGCUCCCUCCAGAGGCCCUCGGUCGCACCCCGGCUCAACAAGGCUGCCGCUGCUCGCACAGGCGCCAGCGACUCGUCACCCACGGCCACCAAGACGAGGAAGCCCGUCGACUUCAGCUCCACCCCGGGCCACAAGCGCCUGUCGACCAGUGGUCCUCGUCCCGCCAGCCUUGCCGCGCCCACCGUGGCACCCCGUCUCAACAAGGCCGCAGCUGCGCGUCAGAGCCAGGGAGGAGCUGGUGCAGUGCCUCCCACCACCUCCACCACCGCCUCCUCAUCUUCGGCUAGGGCCUCCUCCCACGGCUCUCAGGCCUCCAGCGAAUCAAAAGGCGCAGCGCUUGCUCGCAAGCCCGUCGACUUUAGCAACACGCCUGGUCACAAGCGCCACUCGAUGGUGGGCGCAAGCCAGCUCAAGAGCCUCCAGGCUCCCUCAGUCGCUCCUCGAGCGAACAAGGCCUCGGCUGCCCGGCAAGGUACCGGAGCUGCAGCCCCAACUGCUUCUUCUUCUGCCGCUGCUUCUGCCGCUGCUUCUACGUCGCCGAGCCGGACGCGUGCCGCUUCUGCGAUGAGCACCUCUCGCGCAUCGCUGAGUGCCUCGACGACGACCAGCUCUCCAGCUACGAAAGAGCGCAAGCCAGUCGACUUCAGCAACACCCCGGGACACAAACGAGCAUCCAAUUCAUUCAGCGUCGCGUCGCUGCAGAAACCGACGAUUGCGCCCCGCUCCAAUGCCGCCUCUGCCCGCCGUCUGAGCAUCGGAGGGGUUGGCAAUAAUGCAGCUGCCUCAACCUCUCCUGCCAAGGGUGGGCCCUCUUCCUCGAGGCCAGGCAGCUCGCUGGCAGUUCGACCCUCAAGCCGCAUCUCGUCUUCCGGCCCUCAUCAGGACGGUGCGUCCCAGCACCUUUCCCAGUCCCAAUCGAGGUCAGCAAAGGCGCCUCCCAGCUCGUACCGCUUCCCAUGAUUGUCUCCUUCGCGCGAUCAUCGUCUCCACUUUCACAUUUGCGGGCCGGCUUGUCGAUCUGUACUCUUGUUCACAUUUGUUCUUCUAGUCUGCCUUUGCUCUCUCUCUCAUCACGCCUCUCUUCAUGUCUCAAAAAGCCAAAACGCCUGGGUGUGGCUGGCCCACACCUACAGAUGACGGUAGCUGCUUCGGUAUGCUGCUUGCUUUCCUGUCAUGUCAAUGAAUGAA